CUGACACUGCAAUUCCUCUUGUCUGGAAUUUCCCUGGCCCCCCUCCACACUUUACAACUUCAAACCCCAACAAGCGCAUCUUCCCAGUGUCGGUUGGGGUCAUAUGCCGCCGCUUCAGGCAAAUUCACAGCGCAUAAAGGCCAAGAGCGUCAAUUAUUAUUUGAAUGAUGCCAUUCGAGCAAGGCUGUGCGAAACCAGGGCAGAUUAUAAAAAUCCAGUUGGUAACAAAAGCGGAAGCGACAACGGAAUAGAUAUGAGCUUUCUUGAGGAAGAAGAUGGCGGUUGCCUUCCACAGUGCAGAACCAAGGCCGACGGCUCGGAGGGAGGAUUCACCAUUCCUAUUUUGGCAGACUGGCUCGCCAUCGUCGUUAAGGGUAUCUCUUCCUCCUCCGACAAUAAAAAUCUUGAGGCUAUACUGCUUCGAGAUGUUAUAAAAGCUACAGAAAAGGCAGACAUUUCUACUGAGAUGGAAAGCCAAGGAAAAAGCUAUGUGCGACGAUUCGUAAUGAAGAACCUCCGAUGCGCAGGGUACGAUGCAUGUAUUUGCAGGUCGCGGUGGAAGCAAGUUAACAACUACCCUGCAGGUCAUUACGAAUACAUUGAUGUGAGUACGGAGGCGCCUUCUUUGAACCACAAUAGCAACGAUCGUUUGAUGGUGGACAUCGAUUUCAGGUCGCAAUUUGAGAUUGCUCGGCCCUCGGCAGAGUACAGUGCGCUGCUACAAAUUCUGCCGAGUUGCUUUGUGGGAAGGGCAGAUCAACUCCGUGCGAUGAUCAAGAUCAUGUGUGACGCGGCCAAAAUAUCGCUGAAAGCGGAAGGAUUGCACCUGCCGCCAUGGAGGAAAUAUCGUUACGUGGAAGCCAAAUGGCUGGGCCCCUCCACGCACCCCCUUCCUCCCAUGUGUUAGAUGACGAAGGGCGAAGGCUGGCAUUUUCUCAAGCUGGGUAGAUGACGAGAAAGUUCAUCUUAUUAUUUUUUAUAAGAUGAUCGGCCCAUCUACUCAAAAUCUAAAAUUAUGAGAAUCGUAAAGCUGUUUCUGGAGACAAUCAUGAAUGGAAUACCAGCUAGAAAGAUUUGACAGUCGAACGACUAGAUUUUCUGCAAACUAAUCUUUAUAUACCUCACCAAUUGUCCAUCAGAACAAGUAAUCCAGGCGACGACCAAAAAUCUAAACUUCCUUGGCUUCUACAGUCAUCUAAAUUCGCGGCAUAGUUGUAAUUAAUAUGGGUGUAUCGCUGCUCUAUCUACUUUGGACGUCUUUUCGGAAAGUUGAAUCUCCAAUUCAAAGGCUAUGAAGAGCCGCCACCGACAGAACACAACCAAAUUUAUUUUCUGUCAGAUAUUCUACUACUCUCGUGUGAGUUAGGAAGAAAAAAAAGACAUUAAGUUGUAUUAAUUUCAAAUAUCAUAAUUAGAAAAGACAAUUAUCCAUU
Molecule: messenger RNA, 1433 nt
Organism: Cryptomeria japonica (Japanese cedar)
Lineage: Eukaryota; Viridiplantae; Streptophyta; Pinopsida; Cupressales; Cupressaceae
Exons: 3
Coding region: 104-907 (267 amino acids)
Source: RefSeq, a predicted model, not a curated record